This is a messenger RNA of Malus domestica (apple), 2279 nucleotides long. The record is from RefSeq and is a predicted model, not a curated record. Lineage: Eukaryota; Viridiplantae; Streptophyta; Magnoliopsida; Rosales; Rosaceae.
UACAUGCUUUUCUUUUUUUUUUGCACUACAUAACUGACGCUUUCAUGAAGACAACAUAUAUGAGGUUGUCCCUUAAGCACAACCCACGACAAGUAAUCCGAGGUGGUUGUGGUGGUGGUCGUUGAGCCCGAGGAUCACUCCCCCGCUACCUGUUAUUCCGUUAACUUUUCCCUCCUCCUCCUUCUCCUUAUCGUCCCCGAAAGCUAGGGCAUCUUUUCGAGAGCCCGGUGAUCAUUCAUUCAAUCCUUUUGUUGGCCAUUGUUUUUGGCCUUGGUUUCCGGCAAAAGGCAGGCAGGCAGGCAGGCAGGCAGGCAGUUGUUUGCCUCCUCUUGCUGCUGCGGCGGCGGUGAAAUAGUUGUGUGUUUAUUUAUUGGUGAGAAAGUUGAGAGAAUAAUAAUACGAUGACGAAGACGAAGGGAAGGAUAUCGAGAAUUGGAAGCUAUGCAAUUGCGUCUUCCAAACUAGACGGCCACCACCAACAGCCAUGCAUUACCUGCACCACUUUCAACAUCCUCGCUCCCAUUUACAAGCGCCUCAACCAUGACGAUCCUGAUAGUCGAGAAAGCGAUCACAGAGCGUAUUGGCUGGCCAGGAACCAAAGGAUACUGGAUUGUUUGUUGGCUGAGAGAUCUUCCAUCAUUUGUCUUCAGGAGUUCUGGGUCGGAAACGAAGAGCUUGUGAACAUUUACGAGAAGAAACUUGGAGAUGCUGGUUAUAUCAAUCUCAAACUAGGACGAACCAACAACCGUGGCGAUGGUUUGCUGACCGCGGUGCAUAAGGACUACUUUAGAGUUGUAAACUAUGAAGAGUUGCACUUCAAUGAUUAUGGUGAUCGUGUUGCUCAGUUGAUACAUGUGGAAUUAGCUACUUUCCGAAACAACGACAUUCGACAAGAAAUUCUCAUCGUGAACACCCACUUGUUAUUUCCUCAUGACUCGAGUUUGUGUAUAGUUCGAUUGCAUCAGGUCUACAAAAUCUUGCAACAUUUAGAAUCUUAUCAGAAAGAGAACAAGCUUAAUCCCAUGCCGAUUAUUCUCUGCGGUGACUGGAACGGAAGCAAACGUGGACAUGUUUACGAGUUUCUUCGGUCCCAGGGGUUUGUAUCUUCUUAUGAUACUGCUCAUCAUUAUACCGAUGCAGAUGCACACAAGUGGGUUAGCCACAGAAACCAUAGGGGAAACAUAUGCGGCGUUGAUUUUAUAUGGCUUCUCAAUCCUAAUAGAUAUCGUAAGCUACUAAAAACUAGUUGGACUGAAGCAGUAUUUGGAAUGUUCAAGUAUCUACUACGAAGAGCUUCGCUGACAGCGGAUGAUGCCUUUGCUUUUCUGAAGACUGAUAAUCCUGUUGAUUACAUUACCUAUUCAGGUUUCUGUGAAGCACUUCGACAGCUUAACAUGACAGGUCAUUGCCAUGGACUUAGCCACGACGAGACAAAGGAUUUGUGGGUUCAAGCAGACAUAGAUGGAAAUGGUUUUCUUGAUUACAUAGAAUUUCAGCGAAUUUGGAAUCCUACGGGGUCAGAGCAGAAAGAUGAAAGCGGUAGUGACUGUGAUAGUGAUUCCAAGGGUAUUCAGGAACAAACAAUUGGUUUCAGUGUCAAAAACGCUGUUCUCUUCCCUCCUGAAGUGGAGAAAGGAACGUGGCCCGAAGACUACUCUCUUUCUGAUCAUGCACGACUCACUGUGGUUUUUUCACCAAUAAGAAUGCCUUGCUCUCAGAUGAUUCUCUGACAACCUCAAGCUCAGCAGUACUUGAAUGAAAAGAACUUUUAUCGGCGUUCCUCCUUUUUAAUUGUGUCUGUGUUCGAAGCUCAAUCUUUCGUAUACAAACGGGCAAACAUCAGUGAACUGGCCUUUGAUCUGCAACUGAAUAACAGAACUAGGAUCCGGAUUACACAUUUGGCCUUUCCAUUGUGCCCAUUGAUGUGGGAAAAAAAGAAGGAACCUAAGAAUAACAAAGAAGAGAACAACUUUGCCCACCCCCUAAAGUAAUCUAACUGCAAUCAACGGGGGCGUUUGAGCAUAACUCCCACUUUAGAAGGUGAGCAAAGUUGCACUUAACAAACAAAGAGUUGUAUAGCUGCUGUGCAUUUGUAAAGAUCCUAUAGAGUUGUAUAGCUGUCUGUGCAUAUAUGUAGGUUUGCAGCUAUCCCCUAUUUGUAAUUUUGUAGCAAUAUUGGUGAGAUGUACCAAAUUAGAGGCCUUUUUGUACUUUGCAAAUGCAUUCAGCAUCACUGUUAAUAACACACCAAUUGCAACUGAUUUUGCUCUUCUGCAACA